Aethalodelphis obliquidens (Pacific white-sided dolphin) is the source of this 4811-nucleotide messenger RNA. Its product is annotated as protein unc-13 homolog C-like. Gene Ontology annotation, biological process: presynaptic dense core vesicle exocytosis; synaptic vesicle priming; dense core granule priming. Bases 1656 to 4670 code for a protein of 1004 amino acids. Gene Ontology annotation, molecular function: calmodulin binding; syntaxin-1 binding; diacylglycerol binding. Gene Ontology annotation, cellular component: presynaptic membrane; neuromuscular junction; plasma membrane. Lineage: Eukaryota; Metazoa; Chordata; Mammalia; Artiodactyla; Delphinidae. The transcript has 10 exons. The record is from RefSeq and is a predicted model, not a curated record.
GGCCAUUUUACUUUACUUCCUCACCUCCUCCCCCAUCUCUGUUCUAUAGAAGAAACUGGCAUCCAAACCCCGUAAGAUGGACUUUUUGGAAACACUAGUCUACCAUCUUCUUGGUCCGCUGGCUUUCUGAAUAAGGUCACAUUCCUUGCCUCAGCCCCUCGUCUCCGAUUUAUUGGCCUGUCGUGCGGCCAGCAGAGCGAGCUUGGACUUGGUAAGAAAUUUGGCUUAGCCAGCAAGGAGCCUUGCUGCUCGUGGCUAGCUGGCCCCUCUCAGGAAACAUUGGAGCAAGGCCUUAGCAGCUGCCAGGACCACCUGUCCUGAGGAUCUUCCCUUCAAAAUUCGCUGAAGCGGCACCAGCUACUCCAGUGCCUGGCAGAUGAAGCAAGGAACCGACCAACUUCUGCGAGUCGAUGGACUCGAUUUUGUCGGGAUAAGCCAACUUGUUUGAUUGGAGUACCCUGUUGGAGGGGGAAUUGUUGUUGGACUCUACCUGAUUUGGAACCGUAUCGUUGGGAGCUAGUUCACUGGUUUUGUAGGAAAGAAGCUGGCAUCCAAACCCCAUAAGAUGGUUUUUUUUUGGAGACAUUAGUCUGAUAUCUUCAGGGUCUGCCGCCUUUCUGAAUAAAGUCAUGUUCCUUGCCUCAGCACCUCGUCUCCGAUUUUGGCCUGUCGUGCAGCGAGCAGAGCGAGCUUGGACUUGGUAACCCUUUCAAGUCUCUGGACUCCGACAAAUCUAGCGGGAAACCUGCUGCUACCAGUUAUCGUUGCGAGAGGCAUAAUUUCUGUGUCUGCAGUUAUGCCUGAGUCAAACACCCUCCUUCCAGCUGGCUAUGCCUUUGAGAUGGAAAUCAGAACAAAGUGAGAAGGCAUUGACUACUAGAGAUGUCAAUAAAGGAAAUACAAAGAAGAAAGAAAAGAAAAAAGGAAGUUGAGUUCUCUUAUAGGCCCCAGCAUAGAACUUAUACCAUUCUGUCGUUUACCAGCUGGGUGAACUUGCAGAAGCCACGUCACCAUUCUGAGACUCAGCUCGUCAUUUAUUAAACGCAAGCUGCCCGGGGAGCACGAGAGAAUUGACAAGAACAGACACCGUUGCAGCCCACAGGCAUGCCUGACUGCACUUGAGUCGGAUCGCUAGGACGCAGCCUCCGCUUCAACUAUUUGUGGCCGAAAAAAAGGAAAGGAGACUAGAAACGGCAUUGCAAGUGGUGUUCCUGAAAGGAAAACACAGGCGCUCCAGAAGGAGGGGAGGAACAGCCCAGCUGGUGUGUGCAUUUUUUUUUAAAGGAGAAUCCCUCAGGGUCCUGUGAAAUCAGGCAAGCAAUUCACCACUGCUCACGAGUCCACGUAUAUUCUUACCAUGGACCACUUCUCUUUCCAACAAAGUGGAUGAUCAGGUACUGCAUGAAGUUAUGUGGAAAUGAAAGCGAUUCACGAAACCCCUCCUCCAAGAGUGAAUGAAUGUCUUUCAUAAAUGGAGCUUGGCUUCUGGUUUUCCCAGGACACUGACAUUGUGGCAGAGACACAGCGGCUCUUCCUGCUAUUUUCAGUGAUUCACAGAACAUCUGAACAGUGAUGCUGGCCUUGGAUUUACAGAUUUCCAUCCUGACACCUUAUUUACUUCUUUGGGGCAGAAAAGCUUGCACUAAUUGCUCUCCAUGGUGGCUAAUCUUUUCAAGAGCCUGAUUUUACCUUACAUCCAUAAGCUUUGCAAAGGAAUGUUUGCAAAGAAAUUGGGAAAUACAACCAAAAAAAAAGAGAAUCGUCAGCUGAAAAAGGAUCAAGACAUUCUUAUUGCUGGCCAGACCAAACCCCCUAAAUUUUCUAACACCUUGAAAAGCACUGUAAAGAAGAUUGCAAAGUGUUCAUCCGCUCGCAACUUAUCCACUAAAGAAGACAAGGCUAACAAAGAAUUUUCCCUCUCCCCAACGUUCAGUUACCGAGUAGCUAUUGCCAAUGGCCUCCAGAAAAAUAUUCAUAUAACCAGUGGUGAGAAUGAGGAUAUCCUUCAGGAGUUAUCUUCCAUCGAGAGUUCCUACUCAGAAUCACUCAGUGAACUAAGGAGUAGUACAGAAAACCAGGCACAGUCAACACACACGAUGCCAGUUAGACGCAACAGGAAGAGUUCAAGCAGCCUGGCACCCUCAGAAGGGAGCUCCGAUGGGGAACGCACUCUGCAUAGCUUAAAACUAGGAGCUUUACGCAAACUGAGGAAAUGGAAAAAGAGUCAAGAGUGUGUCUCCUCAGAUUCAGAGUUGAGCACAGUGAAGAAAACCUGGGGAAUCAGAAGCAAAUCUUUGGACAGAACUGCCCGAAACCCAAAGACCAGUGCCCUGGAGGCCGGAUUCAGUUCCUCUGGCUGCAUUAGCCAAACACAGGAUGUCAUGGAAAUGAUCUUUAAGGAACUUCAGGGAAUAAGUCAGAUUGAAACAGAACUUUCUGAACUCCGAGGGCAUGUCAAUGCCCUCAAGCAUUCUAUCGAUGAGAUCUCCAGCAGCGUGGAGGUUGUACAAAGUGAAAUUGAGCAGCUCCGUACAGGGUUUGUCCAGUCUCGGAGGGAAACCAGAGACAUCCAUGAUUAUAUUAAACAUUUAGGUCACAUGGGUAGCAAGGCAAGCCUGAGAUUCUUAAAUGUGCCCGAAGAAAGAUUUGAAUACAUUGAAAGUGUAGUGUACCAAAUUCUCAUAGAUAAAAUGGGUUUUUCAGAUGCACCAAAUGCUAUUAAAGUUGAAUUUGCUCAGAGGAUAGGACACCAAAGGGAUUGCCCCAAUGCAAAGCCUCGACCCAUCCUUGUGUAUUUUGAAACCCCUCAGCAAAGGGAUUCCGUCUUAAAAAAAUCAUAUAAACUCAAAGGAACAGGCAUCGGAAUCUCGACAGAUAUUCUUACUCAUGACAUCAAAGAAAGAAAAGAGAGAGGGAUACCAUCCUCCCAGACAUAUGAGAGCAUGGAUAUAAAGCUGUCUACUCCAGAGCCCAAAAUCAAGAAGAACAGUUGGCAGUCACCUGAUGACAGUGAUAGAGAGCUGGAAUCUGACCUCAAUAGAAACAGUUAUGCUGUGCUUUCCAAGUCAGAGUUUCCAACAAAAGGAAGUGCUUCCAAGUCAAGUUCAAAAUCACACAAUGCUAGAGCCAAGAAUAAAACUUCUAGUAGCAGCAGGAUUGCAAAUAAAUCAGAAUAUGAUAAAAUUUCCUUGUAUUUGCCAGAAUCGGAUAACUUGGCAAAGCAAACCACAACCUAUUAUGCAGACGCAACACCUCUCUGGCACUCACAGAGUGAUUUUUUCACCACUAAACUUAGUCGUUCUGAGUCAGACUUUUCCAGAUUGUGUCAAUCUUAUUCGGAGGAUUUUUCAGAAAAUCAGUUUUUCACUAGAACUAAUGGAAGCUCCCUCCUGUCGUCUUCAGACCGGGAACUUUGGCAGAGGAAACAGGACGGCACGCCUACCUUGUAUGACAGCCCUCAGGAUCAGUGUUUGAAUGGGGCUUCUCAGGGUGUCCAAGUACAGAGUGAAAUUGAGAACGCAGAAACUGUGGACAGUGGAGUGAGUAAUAGCAUGGUGUGUGCAUCUGGAGACCAAAGUCACUACAGUGAUUCUCAGCUCUCUUUACAUGAAGAUCUUUCUCCAUGGAAGGAAUGGAAUCAAGUAGAGCAAGGAGCUGAUUUAGGUUUAGAUUCAUCCACCCAGGAAGUUUUUGACUAUGACACAAACAGUCUAUCUGAUCAACAACUAGAUGUUUACCAUAAAGACCUAGAAGACUUGGGAAAGUGCCACAGUGUCCUUCACGAGGACUCUGAGAGCUAUGAUUUAACCCAAGAUGACAGCUCAUCUCCAUGCCCUGGGUUGGAUAAUGAACCACAAGGACAGUGGGUUGGCCAAUAUAAUUCUUAUCAGGAAGCUAAUUCUAAUGAGCUGUACCAAAACCAAAGCCAGUUGUCCAUGAUGUAUCGAAGUCAAAGUGAAUUGCAAAGUGAUGAUUCAGAGGAUGCCCCACCCAAAUCUUGGCACAGUCGAUUAAGCAUUGACCUUACUGAUAAGGCUUUCAGCUUCCCAAAAUUUGGAUCCACACUACAGAGGGCUAAAUCAGCCUUGGAAGUGGUAUGGAACAAAAGCACACAGAGUCUCAGUGGGUAUGAGGACAGCGGCUCUUCCUUAAUUGGGAGAUUUCGAACAUUAUCCCAGUCAACUGCAAAUGAGUCAAGUACCACGCUUGACUCUGAUGUCUACACAGAGCCUUAUUACUACAAAGCAGAGCGUGAGGAGGACUAUAGUGAACCAGCGGCUGAUAAUGAAACAGAUUAUGUUGAGGUGAUGGAACAAGUCCUUGCUAAGCUAGAAAACAGGACUAGUAUUACUGAAUCAGAUGAACAAAUUCAGGAAUAUGAUCACCCUUCAUAUGAAACACCUUAUGAAACCCCACAAGAUGAGGGUUACGAUGGGCAGGAAGAUGAUGUGGCUAGUGAAGGGGGAUUGGAACCCUUAAAGGAAACAUCAGCUGAAAUGAAAAUAAAAGAAGAUGAAAACCAAAACAUCCCUGAAAAGCCCCUGGAAAUCAUAAAGCCAAAGAAGAUUCGUCCCUCCUUCAAAGAAGCAGCUUGGAAAGCCUAUAAGAAGCAAAUGGCAGAAUUGGAAGAGAAGAUCCUGGCUGGAGGCUCGAAUAGUAAGUGGCAGUGAUUUGGAUGCUUCCCAGUUCUCUGCACUUCAGGCGUUUGGUGGGUAAGUACAUUCAUAACCUCUCUAAUUCAUUCCAUUCAUCAGUGGUUCUCAACAUAUGUAUUUUGAAUGCAGAAUGUUGCAUGAUGGCAUAAUUAGCUU